GUCGGUUUGGUUCGGUUAUGAUGGGUAUGAAAAAUUGAUAACCAUAACCGACCUGUUACUUUCGGUUAAAAAAAAAAACAACUAAUUGACCUACCGGAUUUUGAUUUGGUUCGGUUUUAUCAGUUAAUUCGAUUAUGGGUCGGUUAAUUUGGUUUUUUCACACCCUCUUAAAAUCUUUGCCGAUGAAUCAUAACUGUCCAUUUUGUUAAUCAUCUUCCUCCUUUAACCCAUUUCUCACUACAGUCACCUGAUCAUAAACCCUAAUCACAUCCUAAUCACCAAGAAAAAUGCUGAUAUUUUCUUAACAACCGCCUCCAUCUUCAAAUUCCACAAACACCCUUAACUAAACAAUGAACAAACAACGAUCUUAUCCUCUUUAUCAUCAUCAUCCUUACCAAAUUCAGCAACUUUAUUCAUCUUGAACCGAAACCCACAAUCAUUAUGUCCGAUUUGGACGACAUUGACCUCAACCCAGAAGACUUUUUAUCAUCAGUCCCACUAAAAAAGGUCCCAUACGGCGACGUUUUCGAAGCCUCACGCGCCGGAGACGUUGACCGGCUGAAAUACUUAUUAGAGUCCGGUGUUAAUGUCAACGCACGUGACCAAUGGGACUCUGUGGCUCUAUACUAUGCUUGUUUAGCAGGGCAUCUUGAUGCAGCCAAGAUGUUGCUUGAAAGUGGUGCAAUUUGUUCAGAACAUACUUUUGAUGGUGACAGGUGUCAUUAUGCUGCUUUGAAUUUGAAGGUGAGGAAGCUUUUGAAGGCGUUUGAGGCGCGCCCGCCUCCGUUGGGGCCGUUGCAGGGGGCUUUGAGGGAAACUUUUCUUGGGUGUGUGGGGAAUAGAGGGUAUUUGGAGCAAUUGGAUGGGAAGUCACAGUUUGAAGGUAAUUUGUCUAACGGAGGAACCAGUCCCAGCUAUUUCCCUCCAGACGUUACAUUUUAUCUUCAUGGAAGACCAAUCGAAGCUCAUAGAGUAAUCUUGAGUGCCAGGUCACCCUACUUCAAGAAAAAGUUCGAAACCGAUUGGAGGGACCGUAAAGAAAUAAGAUUCUCGAGAGAAAAGUUAUCUUACCCUGCAUUUUACAGCCUUGUUCACUUCUUUUACUCCGAUAGACUCGAGAUCGCUGUUGAUGACAUGGAAGAUCUCGUUAGAAUAUGCAAAGUUUGUAAGUGCGAAUCAUUACAAAAGGUUAUAGAAAAAGAAGUGAGGCAUCAAAAGUACGCAGAUUAUAAAUCGUUACAAGAUAUCGAUAAUUCCCAGCGACGGUAUAUUUUACAGGGUAGUUCGUUACCUGAGGAAGAUCGUCUCCCCGCUGCCUUAUCGCGUGUUCUUCAAAUAUCUCUUAAUAAUUCGAUUCAAGAGGGAAAACAUGAAGAUGAUCUUGUGUCACGAUUUGGUUCGAUGAAAAUAAAUGGUUUUGAAUUUGAAGAUGAUCUUGCGGAUGUUAAUAUAAAAGUUGAUGAUAAAGUUUUUCGUUGUCAUCAAGUUAUUUUGGCUUCAAGAUCGGAAUACUUUAAAACUAGAUUAUCGCGUAUGGAGGAUUUUCUUGAAGGGAAAGAUGGGUUACCUGAUUACAAUCUUCCGCUUAUUAACGAACACGAUCUUAGCAUGGAAGCUUUUGAGAAGAUGAUAGAGUACAUGUACACUGACGGUUUGAAGGAUAUCAACCCUGAACAGGCUGAAGAAAUGUUUGAUGCUGCUUCAAGAUACUUAUUAUUUCCUCUUAAACGCGCGGUUGCUGAUGCUCUACUACCUCAUCUACAAAUGGUCCCUCCUUCACAAUUAUGCCACUGGUUGAUAUUAUCCGACAUGUACGGUGUUUUGAAGAUACGGGAAUAUUGUCUGGAUAUGAUAGCCUGCAACUUUGAGACAUUUGCAGAUACUAAGGAAUUCAGAGCGAUGCUUCUAACGCUGCCACCGCCAUCUGGUGAUUCAUCACUUCGUACCACUGUUCCAAAUGCUCCUGGAGCGGAAAUGAAGAUGACAGAAGGGAACGUUCUAGAUGAUUUGCGUGAAAAGUGGCUGGAAGUUGAAGCUGGAGAACUCGAUACAAGAGACGAAAGCGCGUUACUUUUUGAUAAACGCCUUGAGAUGCUUAUGUUGGUUGCACAACAAGAACAAUCUGUAGCUGAUAAUGAGUAAUUUUGUUUUUUAACAUGUUGAAAUAUUUUAGAACUUAUCAAUAA
Helianthus annuus (common sunflower) is the source of this 2186-nucleotide messenger RNA. RefSeq names its product BTB/POZ domain-containing protein At2g04740. The transcript is spliced from 5 exons. The record is from RefSeq and is a predicted model, not a curated record. Gene Ontology annotation, cellular component: ubiquitin ligase complex; cytoplasm. Lineage: Eukaryota; Viridiplantae; Streptophyta; Magnoliopsida; Asterales; Asteraceae. Gene Ontology annotation, molecular function: protein binding. The coding region runs from base 442 to 2142 and encodes 566 amino acids.